AAUUGGUGGUAACUAUCCCAUGAAGCUUCAGCAGUUGGAAAUAGCCUUUUUGAAUAAAAAAACCUCAGUUUGUUCCUCCUCCUCUUCUUCUUCCUUCUUGACUCCUGGAUUCAAGCGUCUCCGGCCGCUCGCAGCCGCAGCAGUAUCCACUGCCACUUCUCAGCAACUCAAGAGCUUCAGUUUCUCCAAAACUUCAUGCACACACCUGCCGCUUCCACAUGCGCCUUCUCAUCUUGGAGGAGGAGGAGCGGGAACAAGAUGGAACCCAACAGAAAAGCAGAUAAGGAAACUGGAGUCACUGUACAAAAGUGGUAUGAGAACUCCGAACGCGCAACAGAUCGAGAAGAUAACUGCAGAGCUGAUGAACCAUGGAAGAAUUGAAGGGAAGAAUGUGUUCUACUGGUUCCAGAACCAUAAGGCCAGAGAAAGGCAGAAGCAGAAGCGCAACGCUCACCUCAGCCCAUCCUCCCCAAUUUGCUCCGACACCAAGGAAGCUGAAGAGAAGAAGGAGAGUAAAGAUAAGAGAAGCAGGAGGAGCAGGGGAGUAGAUCUGAAUCAGAUUAGUGAGUUUGAUGGUGGUGGUGAUGACAGACUACUAACACUUGAGCUCUUCCCUUUGCACCCGGAGAAGAUUAAUGAGAAUGUUUAG
This is a messenger RNA of Phalaenopsis equestris, 649 nucleotides long. RefSeq names its product WUSCHEL-related homeobox 4. Gene Ontology annotation, biological process: phloem or xylem histogenesis; procambium histogenesis; cell division. The record is from RefSeq and is a predicted model, not a curated record. NCBI's taxonomy places the organism in Eukaryota, Viridiplantae, Streptophyta, Magnoliopsida, Asparagales, Orchidaceae. Gene Ontology annotation, molecular function: DNA binding; DNA-binding transcription factor activity. Gene Ontology annotation, cellular component: nucleus. The coding region runs from base 20 to 649 and encodes 209 amino acids. The transcript has 3 exons.